CCAUCGUCUGCUUCCACGCGUGAAUUUUUUUCUAUCUUUCGAUUCAGUUUGGUUCGAUUAAAUCUACAGAAAUUGAAAGAUGGCGAAUAUAGACGUACACGACGCACAUCCUGUCGCACCGAGCAGCAGUGUGCUCUCGUCCGAAGUGAUGGCGCACUUGCUCUCCCCCGUUGAACAGGACCUCUUAAAAGAGUACCGGCAACUGCUUUCAAAUCUGAACACUCUCUCGGCCGAACUUGCAAAGCUCGCAUCGGUCCCGACACCAGAGAUUCUAGACACGCUACGCGUCCUCGAGCGGAAAACCGCGAUCGUCUUCACACUACUCAAGGCUUCAGUCUACAGCAUCUUCCUACAGCAGCAGCUCCACGACGACGACGGCGCGCUGAUGACGGCGGAGGGAGAGGUGCAGUGAUGUAUAUGAGUGCACAGUUGUAUAUUUUAUUUUGGCUUGCGUUUCCUGCUAUGGUGUCUCGGUUUUCUUUUCUCGUUUUUGUUCUGUUCGUAGGCUAUGUGCG
Messenger RNA from Myxozyma melibiosi, 515 nucleotides. RefSeq names its product DASH complex subunit Dad3-domain-containing protein. The record is from RefSeq and is a predicted model, not a curated record. NCBI's taxonomy places the organism in Eukaryota, Fungi, Ascomycota, Lipomycetes, Lipomycetales, Lipomycetaceae. The transcript is spliced from 2 exons. The coding region runs from base 80 to 412 and encodes 110 amino acids. Gene Ontology annotation, biological process: attachment of spindle microtubules to kinetochore. Gene Ontology annotation, molecular function: microtubule plus-end binding. Gene Ontology annotation, cellular component: mitotic spindle; DASH complex.